Epinephelus moara (kelp grouper) is the source of this 2211-nucleotide messenger RNA. Its product is annotated as serine/arginine-rich splicing factor 5-like. The record is from RefSeq and is a predicted model, not a curated record. Gene Ontology annotation, cellular component: ribonucleoprotein complex; nucleus; cytoplasm. Gene Ontology annotation, molecular function: mRNA binding. The transcript is spliced from 3 exons. Bases 550 to 1035 code for a protein of 161 amino acids. Lineage: Eukaryota; Metazoa; Chordata; Actinopteri; Perciformes; Serranidae.
CUCUCAGGUAGUAGUUUCCUCUCUUCCACCCUGUUCACUCUCUUUACUGAGGCAGGGUGCCGAGACAGGGGCGGUCCCGGCGUGGAGCCCUGUGCCCUCCUUGCUAGGGAAAACGGGGCUCUUGGUGCCAAAGGCUGCCCAAGUGGCGCCACUGCAGUUCAGUUCAUGCAGAUGGUGUUCAUGUCUCUGUAGCUGUAAUGAGUCCAAGAAUCUCAAAGCUUUUGCAAAUACUUGGGACUGUUUACUAAUAUGGCUUGACAAAAUUGGGUGAUACCUAAAUUGGCACACUUUGUCUUUACUAAGGUUUUAUAUGUAUCUUUUUUUUUAAUGAAACACACUUUUAAAAAACACAAACCCACUGAUUGAACAGCCUCCGAGGUUCUUGGACUCAUCCUCCUUAUCUGCAGUAGCCUGUGUAGUCCUCUCAGACAAUCUAACCAUCUCUCUUUUUGGGUAAAUCAGUCCUGUUUAAUGUCUCAGGCUGUGCUUGUGUCCCGAGCCUCUCCAUAAGUUGACUGAUGUUUACAUGUGUAGGACCUGAAAGAUUUCAUGAGACAAGCUGGAGAGGUGACAUUUGCAGACGCACAUCGGCCCAAGCUCAACGAAGGGGUUGUUGAGUUUGCCUCUGGCAGUGAUCUGAAAAACGCCAUGGAGAAACUGUCUGGAAAGGAAAUCAAUGGCAGGAAAAUCAAGCUCAUUGAGGCAGCCAGGAAGAGGUCGAGAAGUCGUUCCCGGUCUGAGAGCUCUUCUCGCUCACGGUCCCGUUCCCGCGGUCGCUCCCCAUCCCGCUCCCCCAGACGCUCCCGCAGCCCCGCCCAUAAAACCCACAACCGCUCACGCUCCCACAGCGGCUCCCCCGCCGGUGGCGCCUCCUCCCCAACCCCCAAAUCAAAAGAGCCCGCCAAACGUUCUUCCAAGACAAGCAAAUCCGCUACCCCGCCCUCCCCUCCACCGGCACAGAGAGCCUCCGUCUCCCGCUCCCGCUCUCGUUCACGCUCCCGCUCUCGCUCCCCUUCCACUGACAGUCAGCGCUAAACGCUGCGUUUAGGUGUAAAGGGAAUCAACAGUAGACACAACUUGAUUCAGCCGUAGAAUCAGCGUGGAGGAGUUGGCACACUGGAGCUCCCAUGAUCCCCCUUCUGAGAGAGACGAGAGCUUCCCUCGAGUAAAGUUUUGUCAUAACUUUCAAGUUCCUCACAUGAAAUCACCGACCCAUCAUCAGACAGGAGCCAAGAUGCUCAAAUAUUUUAUCGUCAUCAUAGGAAGUUUAACACUUGUUACACAGUGAUGCUGUUUUUGUACCUGUCGUUACCCAUCCAGUCUGAACCCAUAUCUAUGUCGACACCCUCCGAAUUACUUCAUCCAAUCAGGCUGCAACUCCCCUGCUGCUGCAACUCCCCUGCCGCUGCACCGUCAUUGUCUCUUCUCACAAAAUCUCCAAAAUGCCCAGCGUCAAGUUUCACUGUCAUCUCGACACUUUGAAAAACUUAAAAGAGGGAAUCUGUCUUUUUUUUCGGCAGCACAAGGAUGCUUUUGAUAAGUCGUGUGACCACUUCCUUUAUUUUUAUUUUGCAAUGCGUUUGCGUGUUUUUGCUCGUCAGUCCUGAUCACUCGUUGUCCAAAUCCUUUCACCUCUUCUUCCCUUGUUUUCUGACCGACUGUAUCCACCACAGCCGGUGUGUUUGAUAUAUAUACCUGAUGAUGCUUGCAUGUGUUUUUGGUUUGAUUGGAUAUUUUUUUUACUUUAAAAAGUGUUUUGCUAAAGCUCAAUACCACCAUUGUUCCAGCAGGAAAACAGCUGUACAGUAAAUUAACUAUGUCCUGGAUCUUUUUUCGCAGUCGACUCACUUCUGUUUUGUCGGGAUUCUUUGAGGAUAAGGUCAACACUUUAAAAUGGUGUUGCUCCCAGAAUGCAGUUUGCUCUAGCAUUGUAAUUAAUGUUUUUAUUUUUUGGUUUAAGGUUUUUGUGUACAGCAUUGCAGACUUUUGUUUGACAUCAGUGUAUAAUGUGAUUCCACGAAUGCUUGUUGGUACUGUGACUGAUGUUACUGUGGUUUAAAUGAACGUGUAGACAAGAGUUUGGAAAAACAAACGAAAAAAAAAAGCAACAUUUUUGUACGUAAGGAUUUUAUUUUCAGUGAAAAAUAUGAUGGACAUUUGUAUGGUGUAGGAAGACGGUGGACUUAAUAAAACAGUUUUAACUAAAUCAUU